GGCAAUUAUAGGGCCGCAAGGUCAACUGCACUGGGCACCCGCUCGCACGCCCACGCUGCCUAUAUAUUCUCGGCCCGUCCGUGCUCCCCCUCCAACCCGACCCGAGAGCUCACCAGCUAGAUCAGGUUCCUCGCCUUCGUCUUGCUCCCACCUGCAACCGAAGCUCUGCUCCGGGUAGAUCGACACCCGUCACAGGACGGAGGCGAACAGAGAGUGGAGAUGGCUCGGCAAGGCGGUGUCGUCUCGCUGGUGAUGGUGCUGCUCCUCGGCGCCUGCCUGCCGGCGCCGGCCGCCGCGGGGGUGCUCCUCUCCACGCUGCCCAAGGCGCUCGCCGUCACAGCCUCCCCCAAGCCCGGCCAAGUUCUGCACUCCGGCGUGGACAAGGUCACGGUGACGUGGUCCCUGAACACCACUGAGCCCGCCGGCGCCGACGCGGCCUACAAGAGCGUGCAGGUGAAGCUGUGCUACGCGCCGGUGAGCCAGAAGGACCGCGGGUGGCGCAAGUCCGACGACGACCUCAGCAAGGACAAGGCGUGCCAGUUCAAGCUCACCCAGCAGGACUACGCCGCCGGCGCCCGCGGCAGCUUCGAGUACACCGUCGCCCGCGACAUUCCCACUGGCUCCUACCACGUGCGUGCCUACGCGCUCGACGCCUCGGGAACGCAGGUGGCCUACGGCCAGACCGGCCCCGCCACCGCCUUCGACGUCGCCGGCAUCACGGGCAUCCACGCAUCCAUCAAGGUCGCCGCCGGCGUGUUCUCGGCUUUCUCCGUCGCCGCGCUCGCCUUCUUCUUCGUCGUCGAGAACCGCAAGAAGAACAAGUAGAGGCCUGAUGUGUGGCGUCCAUGUAAUGCUUGUAUGUUAUCGCGCGUUGAGUUCUUUCCGGCUGGUCUUGGCGAGGGCUUGUUCUGUGUAACAGAGACGGCACGGUGAAACUAAACCUACUCUAAAAUUGCAGGUGUAAUUGUCAGUGCUGCGAUUAUCUGUUUC
Molecule: messenger RNA, 990 nt
Organism: Panicum hallii
Lineage: Eukaryota; Viridiplantae; Streptophyta; Magnoliopsida; Poales; Poaceae
Product: high-affinity nitrate transporter-activating protein 2.1-like
Exons: 2
Coding region: 220-825 (201 amino acids)
Biological process (GO): response to nitrate; nitrate transmembrane transport
Cellular component (GO): plasma membrane
Molecular function (GO): nitrate transmembrane transporter activity
Source: RefSeq, a predicted model, not a curated record